AUGGCGUUCAAAUGUAGUUCGCCGUAUUUGCCGGUGAAACAGAUCUAUUCCUUGAUUGUUUUUGUGCUCGUCUUGGUUCUCACCUCAUUACCGUUGGUUCUACAAUGGUUGGGACAGAAUAGCGUUGAAACUGAGGGAAAUACAGACAAUUUUGGUGGUGAUGUAGCUGAUGGUAAAGUAAGGUCGUGGAGUCCAAAACAGCACAUUUUUAUCUCGUCAGCUUUUGAUAUUGGAGGGGUAGAGAGGUGAGGAAGCUACGCGCAUCAAUUUUGUUUUGUUUUAGCGCCAAUAAAACUUACAAUAUUCGAUUAAUUGUUCUUACCCACAACCGAGAUGGUCCCUACUUGCGUAAGGCGCCACCAGUGCUAUGUAAGAGCGAUGCCGAUGAAAUUGUGGCAGCUGAAUGGUCUCCCCUCGGAGCUCCUAUGCCAUGUAAAUGGAAGGAUUACUUUAUGGAUUGCAAUUUUUCUCAGCCUGUCAAAAAUUUGAUGAUUUUAGGGGGAAAUCGGCAAAUUGAGGUGGGUAAAAUGAGUUUUACAUACGAAAAAAUACCUUUAAAAUUCAAUAGAUGGUGUUUAGAUCCCAAUUACACCGGUGGUCACUCAAAAAAUCCCAUUGGUUGUGUGUUAUGGCCGUGCUUUUUUCUUCGAACAAUGGCAAAUCGCCUUGGCCUCCAUUGAAACCUAUCUUUUUUACGGCGCCGAUUUAAUGGUUAUUCCUAUUGUAAGCGUCAUUAAGGAUCUACAUACGAUUUUGGAGUUCUAUGAGAGACAAGGAAAAGUGAAAUUGAAGAAUGGAGUCAUCAUGCCGGUUAUUGUAGGUUGAGUUUUAGCUACAGUAACCCAAAUUUGGCUCUUUUUUCGCAAAGGAAGUACUCCAAGUGCGACGCUCGGAUUUUGAUGAAACUUGGAACAAAUUUAGAAUCACUAUUGUUAAAAUAUAUAAAAUAUGGAAAACCGUCCAAAUUUACCUCUUUUUCAGCCAGAACUCGCUCCAUAUCAAGACCCAAACGCCCACACAGACUCUCUGAACAUAAUGACAAGCAACACCGAGUGUUUGUACGAAUACCGUCAAGCCGCUGAGUUUAUGCUCUUCGCCGACUUUGAUGACAUUUUCAUUCCGCGAAAGUUCAAUACAAUAUAUGAGGAAGUCUUGGCAUUGUCCAAUAGAUUUCCAACGGCCCCCUCAUUCCGAUUUCCAUGGGCGAAAGCCAAGUUUGUCAUGGGUAAGGGAAAAGUUUUUGAAGUGAUCGAAAUGCAACGCUGAUUUUGAUAAAACUUGGCACAAAUUUAGAAUAAUUUUCUCUAAGACAUAUGUGACAUUUCUAGCUGGCGCUUUGAAAAAAGACCGAGAUUUUUAGAUCGAAAGUGGAAAAAAUGCGACAAAAUUUUUUCGAAUUUUGGCAUGAAAACUUUUGCAGCAAUUUCUACCAUAGAGUGUAAUGUUUCCACAAAAAAUAAAUUUUUUCCGCGCAAAACUGGCAAAGAUAUGGCCAAAAAGUGUUUUUCCUCCGACCGAUCUCCGAGUUUUGCGUGCUCUCUCGGCAACGAGGAUUGUUGAAUAUCUGCAAAGCGCGAGCUAAACUUUCAGAAAUUGCUGUGUAACCUAUAACCCCAACAUGUGUGCAAAAUUUAAAGAAAUUUUGAGCGUCGCACAAAAUGCGGAGAGCGGUCAGAGAGAAAAACAUUUUUGGCCCUAAAUCUGCCAGUCUUGUGCGGAAAAAAUUGAUUUUUUGUGGAAACAUAACGCUCUACAUUAAAAAUAUGUGCGCAACUUUUCAUGCCAAAAUUUGCAAAAUAAUGCAACAUUUUGCUCAACUUUUGGUCUAAAAAUCUCGGUCGUUUCAACAAAAAAAAAGAUUUCGAGCAAAGAGUCCGGCACAUAUCCGAGAGAAACUUACUUUAACCUUUACCAAGUUACAUCAAAAUCUAGGUGUCCAGCUUUUCAAAAAUCAUCAUUUUUCAGAAGAAACUCCAUUCAAGUUUAACAUCACCGAGAUGUUUUCUAUUUUUCAUAUCGACUCGACCUCCGACAAAGGGAAGAGUAUCUUCAGGCCGCUGAAAAUUCGCCGCGGUCUGGUUCAUGGGCCGCAUUUUGAAGGCGAUUACCUUUCGAAUGUCACGGAAGUUCGCCUCGGCUACGGCGAAAUGUUCAACAUUCAUUUGAGGGAUGCGACAAAGGAAAGAGAUUGGUUCAAAUUCAAGGGAAACAACCUGUACAAAGGCCCGAGCGAUUUUCGAAAGAUCCAGAAGGUGUUUAGAGAGAGAAUACAAAGUGAUGAGACGGCCGAGAAGGUGAGAUUUGAGAAAAUUGGGGAGAUGACGUCAUAAGGCCAAAUUAUCAGUUUGUCGGGAAAAUAAUGAACACUCUGUCGCAGCGAAAAUCGCACGAGAAAAUGAAUUGUGUCGCGGAGAAAAUCAAAUUGAUUUUCACUUCAGCGAUUGUCGCAGCGACAUUGUGCUCAUUAUUUUCCCGACAGAUCGGAUUUUCUUCAAAUUUUGCACACCCGACGGGCAUAGGUGAUUUAUCAAUUACUGAAAAUUUUAGGCCGUGCUUUGCAGGGAUAGCCGAGAUAAUCAACGAUCUUUACAGCCGAGAGAGUACGCGAAACGUGGAGAGCGGUCAGACAGAAAAAAGCCUUUUUGGCCAUAUCUUUGUCAGUUUCGCGCGGAAAAAAUUGAUUUUUUGUGGAAACAUUACUCUCUACUGGAGAAAUAACCAUGCGCCUUGUCACGGCAAAAUUUUCAGAAAAAGUGUCGCAUUUUCGCCAACUUUUGACCUAAAAAUUUCGGUCCUUUUUUGUAAAGCGUGAGCUAGAAAUGUCGGGUGUGUCUUAGAAAAAAUUAUUCUAAAUUUGUGCCAAGUUUUGUCAAAAUCUGAGCGGCACUUCAAAAAAAAUUUUCAAAGAAAAAUUAACAUAAAAAAUUGGUCGAAAAAAGUAAGGGGGGACCAAGAUAAUAAAAAAAUUUUUUAUUUUUUACAUAAUCACUUCCCCUCCCCCAGAUUUUUGGUCAGCUACGCCCCUGGCAAGCCUCGAAAAUGCCGUUUUCACUGUGCAAGUGCUGAUUUUUCUUCACUGUGCGCAGCGACAAAAAGUCCACUUAUGAAAUAAGUAUCUCCUCUCUUGAUAUCGUAUCUUUAGACAAAUUCAAGCGUCAUAUUGUAUCUUUUUUUUGCAGGCAUUCAACUCGCUUCCCCUCGGCAAACCCUUCUUCGAAGCGGCCGUGAAAUGCGCUGAAGAUACGUAUCGUCAGAAGCGAACAAAGGACAUGUGUAUGAGUCCGCUGGAUUGCAAAUAUAACAUCGAAAACCCGAUUCCUUGUAUGGUAAUGAAGCCAAAAUUCAGAAGAUUCGAUAAUGGCAAGGGGAUCAUUUUGCACAGUGCAGUGUCCAAAGAACUUGUUGAAAAGGAAGAUUGCAGUCUAAUUUAUUAA
Molecule: messenger RNA, 3434 nt
Organism: Bursaphelenchus xylophilus (pine wood nematode)
Lineage: Eukaryota; Metazoa; Nematoda; Chromadorea; Rhabditida; Aphelenchoididae
Source: the annotation of a GenBank genome assembly